AUGGGUUUGCAAAUGCUCCAAGUGGCGCCACUGGCACCGCCCACUUCCUCCUCCUCAUCUUCUUCUUCUUCUUGUUGGGUCCAAACUCUCCCACUCUGGUUCGGUCAACACCGCUGCCACCAUUCUCGGCCUCACCUUGCUCUACAGCACCGGCACUCGUAUAAAAGAGCUACACUUUUACUCGUUGCCAAGAAAGAUAGGAAAUUGCAAGCUUCGUCAUCUUCUUCUUCAACUACCCAACAAGACCAGGAUGAUGAUGAAGAGGAAGAGGAAGAAGAAAAUGACGAAGAUGAAUCCGACCCCGACCCUGAAGACCUCGAAUACGUCAGCCAAAUCAAAAGGGUGUUGGAGCUUCUCCGCAAAAACAGAGAUAUGAUUUUCAGUGAGGUUAAGCUCACUGUCAUGAUUGAGGACCUACGGGAAGUUGAGCGCAGGAGACUCCUUGGCAUUGAAGAUCCUGAUGCCUCUACCAGGGAGGAAUUGGCUGAGGUUCUUGAAGAAGUGAAUGAAGGAAAAAUCCCAAGAAAUCGACUUGCUCUUAAACUGCUGGCUGAGGAAAUGAAUCAAUGGCCUAAUCUCGAGGUUCAGAUUAAACCAGCGAAGAAAAAGCCUGGCAAGUCCCUAUAUGCGAGAGUGACAGACACUGGUAUUGAUCUUCAAGAGGCUGCUAAGAGACUGAAUAUUGAUUGGGAUACAGCUGCCGAGAUUGAUGAUGCUGAACUCAGUGAUGAAUCAGAAGUGCCUCCAGUUUUGGGCUAUGGAGCACUGUACAUAGUCACGGCUUUCCCAGUCAUUAUUGGUGUAUCAGUGGCAUCCCAUCCCCUUGGUACCUAG
This is a messenger RNA of Prunus armeniaca (apricot), 834 nucleotides long. The record is from the annotation of a GenBank genome assembly. NCBI's taxonomy places the organism in Eukaryota, Viridiplantae, Streptophyta, Magnoliopsida, Rosales, Rosaceae.